Neocloeon triangulifer is the source of this 963-nucleotide messenger RNA. RefSeq names its product CCAAT/enhancer-binding protein gamma (gene Irbp18). Gene Ontology annotation, molecular function: DNA-binding transcription factor activity, RNA polymerase II-specific; RNA polymerase II cis-regulatory region sequence-specific DNA binding. The transcript has 3 exons. Gene Ontology annotation, biological process: regulation of transcription by RNA polymerase II; DNA-templated transcription. The record is from RefSeq and is a predicted model, not a curated record. Lineage: Eukaryota; Metazoa; Arthropoda; Insecta; Ephemeroptera; Baetidae. Bases 242 to 484 code for a protein of 80 amino acids.
AAAAGCCACGCCCCUCCGCAAGAUUCAAGAUUCAAGGCCGAUACGCGUAUGUCCGCAUGAACUGCACGAAACCAGCUCGUUCAUUUCCCAAUAAUUCACUUUCGUAAUCGUUCAUUGCGAUUUGGAAGCCGAAUUUCAACGACUGGAGACUUUCGUCUCGCGGAAAUAUCAUCCUGAAGCGUUUUCAGCGUCAUCCUGACAGAUUUGUGUUUUCAAACUGGGGAAGCUAACAAGGCAGAAGAUGGGUAAACAAAGUUACAAAGACGAGGAGGAGUACCGGAGGCGCCGAGAGCGCAACAACGAGGCCGUCAAGAAGAGCCGAGUGAAGAGCAAGAUGCGCAGCCAGGCUACGCAGGACAGGGUGCAGCAGUUGCAGAACGACAACACCAAGCUGGAGGAGAAGAUAAAGUACUUGGCGUCCGAGGUUGACUUCCUGAAGGAAAUGCUGUGCGCCAACCAAGGAGGUGAUGGAAAUCAAUGCUGACGACAGUAACAGAGUUCAGAAUCUGCUCAGUGAAAUGAAACAGGAACCAAACUGCAGUAACUCGUCCAACUCCACCCCCGAAACAAGCAGCAAGAGAAUCCGCAGGUCAACAGACAGCAGAUAUCAAUAAUGAAAUCAGACUCUCUUACAUUGUUUAUGUAUGAUCUAUCCGACUGCACUUACUUUUGAAUCAUUCGAGAGCGCAUGAGCCACUUUCAAAGUUGGCCUCUUCUGGAUGCAUUUUGGGGUAAAUUCAUUUAAUUAACAAACUGUAAACAGUGAAGCAUAUUAUCAUUUGUUAAUUCUAAGGUGGUAUCAUUAGCAUUCAUUUUUUGAUUUCUAUUUUUGCUCCGAUGUCCGAUGAGCAUCAAAAUUUUUUACUCUUAGAUUUAUUGGAAUGUUACUAAAAAUAGAUUUCCGCCCAAGAAGGCGAUGGAUGUUUACAAUUAGGAUUAUUACAAUAAAUAAUGUUAAAUGAA